CUCAUCAUUUCCACCAUCUCUUUAGUUACAUUACAAAAUAAAUAAUAAAAACAAGUAGAACUAAAAUUGUGGCCGCUACUUUUGGGUUUUUUUUCCUCUUCUCCUACAUUAGGGUCCGAUCCAAUCCCGUUCUUACAAACUGUUCCAACCGUCACCGUUGGAUACUCCUCUCCCUCGCAAUCUCCACCGUCCGUUCAGGCACCCUCCCACUAUGUCUUCCCCUCACCCUCUUUCUCCAACCCUCCCGGUUCGGCGGUUCGGUCCCGAUCCGAUUGGCUCGUCUUGCGUGCGAAAUUUCUCCUCUUGAACCCAACCCUCUCCUCACACCUUCAUCGUUCCUCGCGCUCCCAAAUUCGAAUCUUCUCCUUUGGCGGCGCCGCUUUCCACACGUGUCACUCAACUCCUCUGCGGUUUUUUUUUCUUACAAUUUUUUUUUUCCGAUCCGCGCCGCUGAGAAUUUGAGAUCUCCGGAGCGGUUAUGGAGGAUCGGGACGCGAGGCGGAUGACGACGAGGUUGUCGGAUGUGGUGCUGGACUGCGUGAUGCCGUACAUCCAUGACCCGAAGGACCGGGACGCGGUGUCGCAGGUGUGCCACCGGUGGUACGAGCUCGACUCGCUCACGCGGAAGCACGUGACUAUCGCGCUCUGCUACACCACCACGCCGGACCGGCUCCGGCGGCGGUUCCCGCACCUGGAGUCGCUGAAGCUCAAGGGGAAGCCCCGGGCAGCGAUGUUCAACCUCAUACCGGAGGACUGGGGAGGAUUCGUGACGCCGUGGGUGAGAGAGAUCUCUCGGUACUUCGAUUGCUUGAAGUCGCUCCACUUUCGCCGCAUGAUUGUGACGGAUUCCGAUCUUCAGCACCUGGCUAGUUCGCGCGGUCAUGUGCUUCAGGCUCUUAAGCUCGAUAAGUGCUCUGGAUUCUCCACCGAUGGACUUUACUAUAUCGGUCGCUUUUGCAGGAAUUUAAGAAUCUUAUUUUUAGAGGAAAGUUCACUAGUGGAGAAUGAUGGUGACUGGCUCCAUGAGCUUGCUUUGAAUAAUACAGUUCUUGAGACACUGAAUUUUUACUUGACGGAUAUUGCCAAUAUUAGAAUCCAAGACCUUGAACUUAUUGCUAGAAAUUGCCCCAACUUAGUCUCUGUGAAAAUUACUGAUUGUGAAAUAUUGGAUCUGGUGAACUUCUUUGGACAUGCGUCUGCUCUAGAAGAAUUUUGUGGUGGUUCCUACAAUGAGGAAUUGGAGUACAAUGCUAUACCAUUACCAGAAAAAUUAAGUCGUUUGGGUUUGACAUAUAUUACAAAGAAUAAAAUGCCCAUAGUGGUCCCUUAUGCAGCUUUGCUUAAAAAGUUGGAUCUUCUCUAUGCAAUGCUGGAUACAGAGGACCAUUGUAUGUUAAUCCAAAGGUGCCCCAACUUGGAAGUCCUUGAGUCAAGGAACGUAAUUGGAGACAGAGGAUUAGAAGUGCUUGCUCGCUGUUGUAGGAGGCUUAAAAGGCUUCGUAUUGAACGAGGUGAUGAUGAUCAAGGGAUGGAGGAUGAAGAAGGUGUUGUUUCGCAGAGAGGACUAAUUGCUUUGUCACAUGGCUGUCCAGAACUUGAAUACUUAGCCGUUUAUGUAUCCGACAUUACGAAUGCAUCUCUAGAACACAUUGGUGCUCACUUGAAAAAACUCUCUGAUUUUCGCCUUGUCUUGCUUGACCGUGAAGAGAAAAUAACUGAUUUGCCACUUGACAACGGAGUGAGGGCUUUGCUGAGGGGCUGUGACAAGCUCAGAAGAUUUGCUCUGUAUCUCAGACCUGGGGGCUUGACUGAUGUGGGGCUCGGUUACAUAGGGCAAUACAGCCCAAACGUGAGAUGGAUGCUUCUUGGUUAUGUGGGGGAGACUGAUGCAGGGCUUUUGGAAUUCUCUAAAGGCUGCCCCAGUCUUCAGAAACUUGAAAUGCGAGGAUGUUCCUUUUUCAGUGAGUAUGCACUAGCUGUUGCUGCAACUCGAUUGACUUCUCUCAGGUAUCUAUGGGUUCAGGGGUAUGGUGCAUCUCCUUCUGGGCGUGAUCUUUUGGCAAUGGCUCCCCCCCCUUUGGACAUUUCGNNNNAGGAAGAGCCUGUAGUUGUUGAGCAUCCAGCUCAUAUUCUUGCAUAUUACUCCCUUGCUGGCCCAAGAACAGAUUUUCCAGAUACUGUUAUACCUCUGGAUCCUGCAAACUAUGUUGACGCGUGAGGCUGUACAUACCAUUUUUUUUUCUUUUUCUUUCCAAGUUUUCCCCUUUCAAAUCUUGUUUGUAAGUGGUUGCAGUGUUUUAGUUUAGAGGGUUUUAAAUUAGCUGCAAUUUCUAGACAAUAGUCAUGUAAUAAGCUCGUGUUCUUUGCUUCCUAAUUCCUAUCAACUCUUGCAGCAGGUAGUUCUCUUUCGACUGAAGAUGCUCAAUUUUGUGAAUAUAAAGCAUGGAUUGUUUCAA
Cajanus cajan (pigeon pea) is the source of this 2456-nucleotide messenger RNA. The record is from RefSeq and is a predicted model, not a curated record. NCBI's taxonomy places the organism in Eukaryota, Viridiplantae, Streptophyta, Magnoliopsida, Fabales, Fabaceae.